CUCUGUUCUGUUUUACUUAUACAAAAAACGAGUAUAUAUCAUUCCUUUAAUUUUUAUUUUUUUAAUAAUUAUUAAUAUAAUUAAUAUCUAUUAUAUUAUGUGUACCUGCUUAUUUAAUGAAUAUUCCUGAACCUGUUCAAUAUUUUUCUUAGAUAUUCGUCCUUAUAUUAAAUUUUUCAGAAUUGAAGUGAAAAUGAUUUCACGGAAAGGACAAAAAGCUGUAAACGAAGGUGUUGUUGGAAAAUAUAUAAAAAAAGAUACACCGCCAGAUUUACCUAUAUUGUUUCAGUUAUAAAUGUUUGGACGACUGGACACAACAGAAGACCCCGUAGUCAACCUUUUAAUACCAGUGAUGGGAAUUCACAGAGUCACGAAAAUAAAUUUGGGAAAGCACAAACAAUGAGUGGACAUGCUGGGAAGUAUACUCCUAGUGAAUCAGUACCAAAUUUAGCACAUAGGCUGGGAAGUUUAUCUACUAAUGACUCAGCAAGUACAUCCAGUAACUACAAUUCACAGUAUCAAUUGGAUUCUAAUAUAGCUUCACAUUCAGCAUUAAAUGAAAUUGACGACUCAUUCAGCAGGCAGCCCAGUUAUAGAUACUACAGACAGCAGCAACAAGAAGAUCCAAUUUAUCAAAAUCAGCAACAGGUUCAACAACAGAAACAACAGCAAUAUGGCUCCAGAGAGUCCAGUAUACCGCGGCUAUCAUCAAAUUUAAGUCUGACGCCAAGAUUGCAUCCUCCAUCUCCACAUUCUGUGCGCCUCCAUAAUGAUUCAUAUACUGCAGGGAAUCAGUCGUCACCUAUUUACUCCAACUACGUUAGUGCAUCAGCUCUUCCUUACCCCAGCAAAUCUCACGGAAGCACCAUCAUUUCCAGUAGCCAAGCGUCCGAGGAGUGCGACCUGCCGCUACCGCCCGGCUGGUCGGAGGAUCGGACGUUGCGCGGCCGCCGCUACUACAUGGAUCACAACACGCAGACCACACAUUGGACGCACCCCCUCGAGAGCGUGCCGCGGCCUUGGCAGAGGAUCUCCACGCCCCACCAUGGAGUCUACUAUUUUAAUGAAAUAACUCAUCAAACGACUUACGCUCACCCGUGUUUAGUUGGAGGUUGUUACGUUGUUAGUCCAUACGUACCUACCCUUGUGCCGCCUUAUCUCAUGGAGGAAAUACCGCACUGGCUAGCCGUUUAUUUUAAAGCGGAUCAAGAAUUGGACCACAAACUACGUUGGAACAUGUUCCGACUGAGUGAACUAGAUUGUUAUUCUGAUAUGUUAACAAGACUUUACAAGCAAGAGUUGCAGCUAAUUGUGAUGAAGUAUGAACAAUAUAGAUCUGCGUUAUUACAAGAAAUAGAGAGAAGGCGGCACGCAGUGACAUAUCACGCGCGUGCAAAUUGUUGAAAGAAAACCAACGGAUUGCCUUAUCGAGCUGUGAUCUUUAAUAUAAGAUUUAUAUUUAAUGUCCGAGGACGUAAAAAUAUAUUGUAAGUUUUUAAAUCUCACAAAUGUAUGUGUAUGUUAUAUAGUAUUUUUAUAAUACAUAAUUAGAUAUUAUCAUCACUAGGUAUUUAAAAUGGUAACUUUGGUGAUUCGGAUAGGAGUCGUUUCGUGCUAUGAGCCGUAUUACACAAGUAUUUUAAAAUAUAGGCGUUGACUGACAAUUGAGACAGAUAGUCUCAAUUGUCAGUCAACGCCUAUAUUUUGAUCAGUAUAGUAUAUGAUCAGUAUAGCUAUUUUGUUAUACUGAAUUAUCACAUAGUGCAGGACAUUCGUGUAGUGGGGGGACGAAAGAGAUAAUGCGACGUCGCGCACAACUGUCUUUGUAUAAAAUAUUUGAAAAUAUGUAUGUACAUCUGUCAGCCCACAGGAUACAAUAUCUAUAAAGCUUAAUUUACAUAAUAAAACUUGUGCCAUGAAACUGGUUUCACCGUCUUAAUUUUCUCAACAAUCAUGAAUAUUGUCUGUGUCUAUAAACUCUCCAAAUUUAUGCAUUUCACGAAACUCUUUCGAAAGUUUCGAGUUCUGCGCAUUUUUUAUGUAAUAAAUGCCACAUUUAUUACAUAAUCUACACAUAAGGGUGUCUCUUAUGUGGGUGUAAAUUCUUUUUGGUUCUUUAGAACUUCUUACGUCUACUCUGGGUAAUAAUUUCCCAUCCCAGUGAACGGUCACCGUUUCAGGCAAAUUAUCCUGAAAAUCUAAUUUUAUAGCUUUCACUUUAUCUUUUCUACUAUGUAUGCGAAUGCAUUGAAUAGACGAUUUAUUUAUCGGGAACUCAUCACAGCUGAGAUCUAGGGUUUCUACUACAAGUAUAUAGACACAGUACUUUAUGCUUAAUUGAAAUCUGUCUAAAGCGGCAACUAAUUUCGGAGUGACAAGGAAAGACUUUGUCUUUCCUUCCUCUUUUAAAAGUUGUUACAGAACUUACCAUUUGAGAUGUUGAUAGCAAGGGUUCCUCAAGGCUUUCGUUAGUGCUGGUAGGUUGAUUUGAAUUUUCUUGCGUUUCGAUAAAAUGUCUUUUUUCUCUUCUUUUAAUUUUCUGUCUUGUUGUUACUUCUUUCUCGGCUAACUUUUUAUCUACUCCCGCUAAAUAUCAUGGACGCCCUGGUUCUCUUUGUUUUUGUAAAAAAAAUUAUCUUGUAUUUUUAUCCAUUCUAAAUCAUUGCGUGUGCUAUAUCGAAUAAAAUAUCUAAAUGUUUGUAAGUCCUCCUCAUGGCGCGAUUUUUUUUUUUUUAAUUCUCCAAGCACGGUGAAGAUCCACAAGUUUUUUUACACAGUUAGGCACAGCUCUGGUAGGGAUUCUAACUUUUUCCAAGAAUAUAAUACACUCUCGAACGGCAAGAUUUGCGCUUUCAUUAACAGUCAAUUUAACUUCGUGAAUGUUAAAAAAGAGGACUGCAAGAACUUGACGAUUAGACGGUAACUUUGCUCCAGUUAUUUGACGGUUAACGUCACCAACUAAGAAAAUAUCUUUUUUAUUGUUUCUUAAUUCCACUGCCAUUUUUUUAACAUUAAUAUAAUAUGUUAAUCACGAGAGUUACUGUGAACAAAUGACAAAUAUGAUGGAUGCGCGUCGCUGAAAAUUAAAUGAAUGUCUCAAAAAAUGUAGGCAGCUUAUAUCAUUGAUAAUAAUAAGUCACAUAAAUGAGCAAACUUUUCUGAAAUUAUAAUUGUAAAAAAGGCCUAAUUGGAAUGUGUAUAUAUGUUACGCCGAGUGUGGACUGUGAGCGUCCGUGGUAUCGUCAAGUGAAGAAGCCUGACUAAUAUUAUAACGAUGUAUCUAGCAAGUUAUUAGUAUACACUUAUAAGUUGUUAUCAAGGAGUCUAUAUAUUUAAGUACCAAGAUAUAGGCUCCUUUUAUCCGUCAUUUAGACGAAUUUACGGGCGUGCUAGUAUUUUAUACAUGACACCUAACAUUUUACAAUGAAUAAUAUUACUAUGGCCACUAUCAGUGUGAUAAGCAUGUUUAUAGAUACAACUAAAAGUUUUAUACUUGAUCCAAUUUAAAAUGUGCCUUACAGUGAAAUACAAUUAUUUAUACAAGUAA
Messenger RNA from Galleria mellonella (greater wax moth), 3547 nucleotides. It is a transcript of the gene sav, whose product is annotated as scaffold protein salvador. The transcript is spliced from 10 exons. Gene Ontology annotation, biological process: regulation of cell population proliferation; hippo signaling; apoptotic process. Gene Ontology annotation, molecular function: protein binding; molecular adaptor activity. The record is from RefSeq and is a predicted model, not a curated record. Bases 400 to 1404 code for a protein of 334 amino acids. Lineage: Eukaryota; Metazoa; Arthropoda; Insecta; Lepidoptera; Pyralidae.